CUGGGAGGGCACAGGGUUUGGGGGUUCACCCCCCACCCCUCCAGCAGCACCAGCCCCAACACGUGCCUUUGGGCCGGGGCUGUGGCACCCGGGCGAUGCCCCCCGUGGUGCCAUGGCCAUGCCAUGUUCAUGCCAUGGCCACGCGUGUUGGUGCCGUGACCGUGCCGGUGCUGUGGCCGCGGGUGCUGGUAUUGUGCCGGUGCCGUGGCCGUGCCAUGUCAGUGCCAUGGCAAUGCAUGUUGGUGCCAUGGCUACGCGUGUUGGUGCCAUGGCCACGCGCGUUGGCGCCAUGACGGUGCCACGCCAGUGCCGUGGCAGUUCAUGUUGGUGCAAUGCCGGUGCCGGUGCCGUGCCCACGUGCUGCCCACGUGUUCCCGCGCACCCCCCGCGUGCUCCCAUCGCGGGACGUGUCUUAAUCAGCCACCGUGACCCCCCACUGCCGGGCCGGGGCCCCCCCACGCGGCCGCACGGUGCUCUGGGGCAGCUUGUCCCGGGGUGGGGGGCUCCGCCCGGCCCCCCACCCGCUGCCCCCCGCACGCCCCCCCACCCCCUGCACUCCCCCCCGCGCCCCCCGGGCCGCCCCCACGUCUCCGUCUCGCGUCGCCAUCGCACGUCCAGCAUCCAGCGUCGGUCCCGGGGGUCCACACCGGUGCCCCCCACCCCUCCACCACCUCCCCGGGCCACCCCCGCCCCGCGUCCCCCCCGUCCCCGCGCCCCCCUGCCCCCCCCCCCCCCCAAGCACAUACCUCAUGGCUCCCGGAGCUGCCCCUGCCCGCGGGCGUCGAGCCCGGCCGGCACACGGCCUGGCACAGGGCUCGGCACGGCCUGGCACGGCCCGGCCUGGCUCGGCGCGCCCCACCGGGGUCCCCCACUAUGCAGGGUGGUGGCGGGGGGGGGCCGCGGCCGGCGUCGCUGAAUGUAGGGGCGCGGGCCGGGGGGGCCACGGAGCCCCUGUGACAAUCACAGUCUGUGACGUGCGAUUUUAAACCCUUUUGUGUUUUGGUCAGGAUUUUAAAGAAAGAUAUUUUUAUGGUAA
Molecule: messenger RNA, 1036 nt
Organism: Corapipo altera (White-ruffed manakin)
Lineage: Eukaryota; Metazoa; Chordata; Aves; Passeriformes; Pipridae
Product: cleavage and polyadenylation specificity factor subunit 6-like
Exons: 2
Coding region: 113-916 (267 amino acids)
Source: RefSeq, a predicted model, not a curated record